GUUGUGCCUUCACUACCCGCCGUUUCAAAAUGCUGCUGGGGCUUCAGGGCCUGUGACUGACGCCCCCUCCCCCCGGCUCGGCGGGGGAGCGACUCAUGGAGCGGCCAUAAGGUUUAUCAGCAGACUUCACUUCACUGCCAAAAUGACAUCAUUUUCCACCUCUGCCCAGUGUUCAACAUCUGACAGUGCUUGCAGGAUCUCUCCAGAACAGACCAAUCAGGUACGACCAAAACUGCCGCUUUUGAAGAUUUUGCAGGCCGCAGGUGCACAAGGUGAUAUGUUCACUGUUAAAGAGGUCAUGCACUAUCUCGGCCAGUAUAUUAUGGUGAAGCAGCUUUAUGAUCAGCAGGAGCAGCAUAUGGUAUAUUGUGGUGGAGAUCUUUUGGGAGAACUACUAGGUCGUCAGAGCUUCUCUGUGAAAGAUCCAAGCCCUCUCUAUGAUAUGCUAAGAAAGAAUCUUGUCACUUUAGCUACUGCUACUACAGCACACCAGAGCCAUGUAAAGUCUACCUAUUCCUCUUUCAGUGAUGUUAAGAUUCUGUGGACUUACGUGGUGUCACCCUGAUCCAUCUGUUAUUAUAAAGGUCCCCCCAAGAACCUUUCACCUAAAGGUUUUAGCUUUCUGUUCUUUGAAUGCCAAUUUGUCUAAUCUUUUGCUUGAUUCCAUAUCUUUUAAAUACCGCCCUUUGAGUUUAUUAGUUAUGUGCAGGAACUGGCUGCUUUGGGGUUUGAAGUAUGGUGUAUUAGAUAAGUGAAUAAACUGGAUACAGCUAAAAUUUAACCCUCUCACUCAUUUCCAAAUAAUGAAACUUUUUUCUUUCUCCAUUCCUACGUGAAGCCCUUUUGUAAGUUUCAAAUUAGAUUUUAGGUAACUUUGUCCUUUGAAGAAAGCCUAAGUUUGUAAUCCCUUUAGAUUGGCUAUUUUUCAAUAGUUUACUGAAACAAAUAGGUUGAAAAAAAUCCAUUCCUAAUAAAAAUUUACUCUUUAUAGUGAGAGCAAAGAGACUUUGCUCUCAUUUUGAAAUGUGUUUGAACUCACAUUGACUUUUCUUUUUAAGAACUUUUAUUGAGAUACAGUUGACAUACAGUAAACUGCAUAUGUUUAAAGUGUACAAUUUCAUAUUUUUUUCUUAUUAGUAAUGUAUAUAUGGCAAUCCCAAUCUCCCAAUUCAUUCCCCCCAACCCUCCCCGCUUUCCCCACUGGUGUCCAUAUGUUUGAACUUACAUUGACUUUUGAAGCUUCUUGAUUUCACUGAGCCAUUUGCCUACUACACCCAGCUGUAAAUUUCUGUUUGAGAGGGAAGGCCUUACAAAUGAUAUGGUGCUUUUUUGAAAUUCAGUCACUUGUGAAAUAGUAUGGUCUUCCUGGGGUAGUCACUACAGGCUUGAAAUACACAGAUAAUUUUAUAUUUGCUGAUCUGUUCUUUCUUUUUGAUUGAUAUGUUCUCUGAAUAUCUAGAGUGGGUAUAAUUCUCACUUCUGUCUCUCAUUUUCUUUCUUGCAUUUCCUCAGCAGAAUUUAACAUGCCAUAUAUUAAAAUGAACACUUCUGUAACAAACAUUUCAAUUUAUCCUCACAACAACCCUGUGAGGAAGGUCUAGAGAUGAAGAAACUGAGGUUUUUUUGUUUUGUUUUGUUUUGUUUUUUUAAAGAAUGAGUAAUUUGUUCAAGAUGAGAUGCCACUGAUAAGAGAUAGAGCAGAUAUUUGUGACUCUCUAGUAUGUGCCCUUUCCUUUGUGCCACACAUUGAUGUCUCUUUAACCCUUGCUUGUAACAGAAUUUGCCCUAAUUAAUUUUUUUAACACAUUAAAAAAAAUCUGAACAUUAAGUUUUUAAAACAUUUUCUUUGUUCUUUGCUUUAUCACUUUGAAAUAAUUUCACUUACAAAAAUGUUACAAAGGUAUUAAGAAGAGUUCCAUAUACUCUUUACCCAGAGUCCCCAAAUGGUAACAUCUUACAUAACCAUAGUACAAUGAUCAAAAUCAGGAAAUUACCCCAAAGUAAUUUUAAUUGGUUGUCUCUUCUGGACUUGAACUUGCAUUAGUGUUUAUGGUUGGCCAUCUCUGUUGAUCUUCAUAAAUUGGGUUGCAUGGGUUUUACUUGAAAGGAUAAAUGAGAAAAACACUUUCCAUAUCAACUAUCUUACACCUUUGCAAAUGAAAUAAACCUUUUAUUUUGAUGGUUAAAGAAAUGAAGGUGGUUCUUUAGAAAUCAUUUCUCCAAAUUUCCACAUGUAUUCUAAUAAAAUGAAAUAUAUAUGACAGAUUUUGUAUUUAUUUUAAAAUUACCUUGUACAUUAUAGUUUUCUCUGAUAAUUUCUUUUUGCUUCUAAUUGUUUUAACCUAACUAAGUUAGUAUUUAGAACUAGAAAUGACAGUAAUUGAAUUACUUUAUUAAAGAAGUGCUUCACUGCAUUGUAUGUUAAUUGAUCUUUGUGGUCAGAAAAUUCUGGCUCUUGAAACACUCAUUAUCUCCAUUUUAUCUAUUAAAAUGCUUCUAGAAAUAAUGGUGUUUAUAAUUACAAUUUUGAAAGUGUUUGCUUUGUGCCAAACAAUUGUCAGACCAGUUGUAGGAUGUGUAUUCUUUCUUUGUCAGUCUUUAUUGGAUGAGGAUGACAUUUUCCUUAAGUGUCUUUUUCUGGAUCUGAUAGUAGCUGAUGAACCCAAUCCAUGAUAGACUUAUUUGGGUGCAUAUAGUUACCUAUAGCCUCAUAUAAUGAGUGGUCCAGGUUAUUAAAUUUUUGCAUCUUUUCUUUUCCUGUAGCUAAGUUUUCAUCUUCUGUUCUGCCUGAAAAUUUUUCAAGGCCUUGAAAUACAGUUUUCUCUGACUAAGAAAUUCUCUCAGGUUAUUUUUUCCUUUGCUUCUUUUUAUUGGCCUUAAGAAAGACUUUAUCUGCUUCCUUUUUCUUCUUAGGAAAUGUUUAUAGAAACUGGGAAAAAUAAGACUUGUUGAUUAAAAAAACUAAUCCAUUUUCAGGUGAUGGGAAUUUAAACCAUGAAAUCAGCAUUGAUACUUAGAAUGUAAGUUUACAUGAGGAUGCUAUUGUGUCAUAAAGCAAGUGGGAAAAAUCCCAGAUUUUUAGAUUUCAUAAUCCUGUAUAGCUUUAACACUUGAAAAUAAAAAUUAAAUUUAAAACCCAAAUUUUUUUUCUUAUUGUUUACAAGUUAGGCAAAUUUGGAAAUACACCUAUAGGAAUAGAUGAUAAAAUACUCUCCAUUAUUCCCUGCUUGGAAUCACUUUCUAUAUUAAAUUGAAAACAUGCCACGGAAGAACAUUUUUUUAGUCAUUUUUCAUUUUUCUUCAGGUUAUUUUUUGGUAAUAUAUUUUGAAUAUAGUCUCUCUCAGUCUAUGCCAUUUUUAUUAGUUUUGAUUUUUCCUUUCCUUUGGAUGAGAGCCUUGGCCAGUCAGAAUCAUCUUUAGGGGCCAAACCUGGCUCCAGGGUUGUUUGCUGAGGUCCUUUCGGUGUGGAAAGAAUGGUUAUUACCAGGGAAGGUUUUCCUUUUGUUUUACUUGCUAUCCAGAUGCUGCUCAGACUCUCGCUCUCGCACAG
Messenger RNA from Hippopotamus amphibius kiboko, 3550 nucleotides. RefSeq names its product MDM4 regulator of p53 (gene MDM4). Gene Ontology annotation, molecular function: ubiquitin protein ligase activity. The transcript is spliced from 6 exons. Bases 143 to 565 code for a protein of 140 amino acids. The record is from RefSeq and is a predicted model, not a curated record. Lineage: Eukaryota; Metazoa; Chordata; Mammalia; Artiodactyla; Hippopotamidae. Gene Ontology annotation, cellular component: nucleus. Gene Ontology annotation, biological process: negative regulation of apoptotic process; regulation of cell cycle; protein ubiquitination.